CGGGAGAAGUCUUAUCUCACGCCAAUCUCUCAUUUCCCACUAUGUAUAUGCCCCACAAGAUCACUUUCUUAAUUCUAUCUUCUAUUCAUUUCCUAAUCUUUAAAUUCACACUUUUCUUUAUUGAAAUUUCUGGCAGGAGGCACGAGGAGAAUUACUUAGACCUCAAUAAUCUUCCAGAUGAUUUUUCUAAAGAUGGCAAUAAGCAAGCCCUCGAGGAAGGUUCUUCCUCUGGUCAAAGAAAGAAGAAAGGAAGUAAAGAAGGGAAAGAUGAGAGUGGGAAGGUGUACGAAUGUCGAUUUUGUUCACUCAAGUUCUGUAAAUCCCAAGCUCUUGGUGGCCACAUGAAUCGCCACCGACAAGAGAGGGAGACCGAGACAUUGAAUCAAGCUCGUCAAUUGGUCUACCGUAACGAUACCUUAACCCCACCUGGAAUUUCUCCUUUCGGCUAUCAUACCACAGAUCCAACAAUAUACCGGUCGGUUUACUCAUCACCAAUGCUAUACCCUGGAAGCUCUUCAACAAACUUGGUUCCGCAACCGCCGAUGCCACCGCCGCCGCCGCCAUAUCCAUACUCUUCAAACCAAUACUCUCCUCACAACCACUUCAACGACUACUACUUAAACCCAUCUUUUAGAGGCAGCAGAAGCAUCUCUCCAAACCCUAACCUCCCCACCACCACAACCGUUGAUUACAUGGCCGAUAGUCCCGUGGAACCGAGCUACACUUGUGUUGGUGCACCCAUUGGUCCGACCGGUUUCCCUAUCCGUGGCUCAAGCAGCGUCCGUGCGCCGCUUGAACCUCCACAAGGUCGUGAUGGUGACGCUUCACGGCAGCGUUUGGAUCACUCUCUUAGGCUCCCCAUCAAUCGGUUUCAAGAUCAUCACUCGCUCUGAGUUUUAAUAGAUUCCCUCUGCGUUU
Arabidopsis arenosa is the source of this 918-nucleotide messenger RNA. NCBI's taxonomy places the organism in Eukaryota, Viridiplantae, Streptophyta, Magnoliopsida, Brassicales, Brassicaceae. The record is from the annotation of a GenBank genome assembly.